UGUCCCACGCGCAGCCAUGCUGUCCGGAAGACGAAUGUAAAUAUUUUCGUGACGUCUCAUCCUCAGAGUCAUUCAUAUCCACCCAUUAAGAAGAAUAUCAACCCCUCUUCUGUGGGGAUCAUGCAGAAGAGAAGGAAGCCAGAGCCGAUCAAACUCAACCCGAUCCCCGAUGGAAACACUAUCAACGGUACCGGAGCCACAGAAACAAACUUGGAGGCGCUGCAGAAGAAACUCGAGGAGCUCGAGUUGGACGAGCAGCAGCGGAAACGCCUGGAGGCCUUUCUGACACAGAAGCAGAAGGUGGGAGAGCUGAAGGACGAUGACUUUGAGAAGAUCUGUGAGCUCGGAGCGGGCAACGGAGGAGUCGUCUUCAAGGUGUCCCACCGACCCUCAGGUCUGAUCAUGGCGAGGAAGCUGAUCCACCUGGAGAUCAAACCGGCCAUCAGGAACCAGAUCAUUAGAGAGCUGCAGGUGCUACACGAGUGUAACUCCCCCUACAUCGUGGGCUUCUACGGAGCCUUCUACAGUGAUGGAGAAAUCAGCAUCUGCAUGGAGCAUAUGGACGGCGGCUCCCUGGAUCAGUCACUGAAGAAGGCAGGCAAGAUCCCAGAGCAGAUCCUUGGCAAAGUCAGCAUCGCUGUCAUUAAAGGGCUGUCCUACCUGAGGGAGAAACACAAGAUCAUGCACAGAGAUGUCAAGCCCUCCAACAUCCUGGUGAAUUCCCGCGGUGAGAUCAAGCUGUGUGACUUUGGAGUGAGCGGACAGCUCAUAGACUCCAUGGCCAACUCCUUUGUGGGCACUCGCUCUUACAUGUCUCCGGAGCGCUUGCAGGGCACCCAUUACUCAGUUCAGUCAGACAUCUGGAGUAUGGGUCUGUCCCUGGUUGAAAUGGCCAUCGGACGCUUCCCCAUCCCACCACCUGAUGCUAACGAACUGGAACAGAUUUUUGGCUUCCCGAUGGAAGGAGAGGCAGCGUCCAGUCAGUCCUCACCCAAGCCCCGCCCCCCUGGACGACCAGGCAGCUCGUAUGGACCUGACAGCAGACCACCGAUGGCUAUAUUUGAGCUUCUUGAUUACAUUGUCAAUGAGCCUCCACCAAAGCUUCCUGGUAUAUUCAGCACUGACUUCCAAGACUUUGUCAAUAAGUGUUUGAUCAAGAACCCUGCAGAGAGAGCAGACCUCAAACAGCAGAUGGUACAUUCUUUUAUCAAACAGUCUGAGGCAGAGCAGGUCGACUUCGCUGGCUGGUUGUGCAGUACUAUCGGACUCAAUCAGCCUUUGACACCCACACACGGUACGGCCAUGUGAGACGUCUCCGAAAAAUCACCCCCACAUUCCAAGUUCCUCUGGCUUUGUAUGAAGGGUGAACGAUAUCUUUAUACUGAUUAAUAAGUGUAUUUAAAAGUUGUGCAAUCAUUAGAUAAAUAUUUAGUUUAAAAACAAACAUGCCAAGUGAUUUAACUCUUUAUUGAAUAAUCCUUUGGGCUGUAUUGAAGGCCUGCCUGAAAAGCCAUGUUUUCUAAUGAUCAAAUUAUUUAACCUAAACAAAUGCUGCUAAACCUGUGUGCUUGAUAUUCCUCUUUGCCUUGUGUCAUUACAACGCCAAGUUUAAAUCUAUGCUAGCUUUUGUGAAAUAAAUUGUCUUGUGAAUUAAACUAUUGCUUGACAA
Molecule: messenger RNA, 1669 nt
Organism: Notolabrus celidotus (New Zealand spotty)
Lineage: Eukaryota; Metazoa; Chordata; Actinopteri; Labriformes; Labridae
Gene: map2k1
Product: mitogen-activated protein kinase kinase 1
Exons: 12
Coding region: 121-1308 (395 amino acids)
Biological process (GO): protein phosphorylation
Molecular function (GO): protein kinase activity; ATP binding
Source: RefSeq, a predicted model, not a curated record